AUGGACUCCAACUACAAUAACAACGGUAUGACGCACCAGAUGCCUUCUGGUCCGGGCGGUGCACAGGGCGGAGCGGAUGAGCUCCCGCCUCCUUGGAUCCGGGAAUUCGACCAAACGUACCAAACCUUCUUCUACGUCAACCCAUCCACCAACCCGCCCACCACAUCGUGGACGCACCCGUCCCUCCCCGUUGGGCAGGCCGCACCUGAACAAGUCCAGGCUAUCCAGUCCGCCGUGGGUCAUGACGGUGGAAGCCACAACGGGUCUGCAGUGGACUAUAUGAACUCUGCGAGCCUCGCCUCUCCCGCUAGCGGCGCCGGCGGGCAGCAGCAGUACCCGCACUCGCCUAGCGUGGAUGGCCAGGCGGGACCGGGCGUACGGGCCGGAAGUGGUGAGCGGGGGAUGGGCACGAAUGUGGCUAUGAGCAUGUUGCAGAGUUCUAUGGGUGGGGGGAAGCAUAACAGUGGGGGGUAUGGCGGUGGAGGGGGGUAUGGGGGACACUCUGGUGGUGGUGGCGGUGGCGCGGCUGCUAUGGUCGGUAAGCUCGCCAGCAGCUUCCUCGGCGGCAACAAGCAGCACGGUAAUUCUGGCGGAUACGGCAACAACCUCAACAACAACUACGGUAACUCCGGUCACUCAUCGUAUGGCCAGCCCUCGGGCGCACCGCCAUUCAUGUCCAGUGGCGGCGAUGGCGGCGGGGGUCUAGGCGGGAUGCUCAACUCCGUCAUGGGCGGCGGGAAGCAGCACAACCAGGGCGGGUACGGGCAGUCUCACGGCGGAGGAGGUGGGGGUGGGCUUGGAGGGAUGCUGAGCAGCGUCAUGGGAGGUGGGAACCAGCAUGGGGGACAACACCAGCAAGGCGGAGGGGGGCUGGGCGGGAUGUUGAACAGCGUGAUGGGUGGAGGAAAGCAGAAUCAUGGGCAGGGAGGUGGGUAUGGUGGUCAGCAGGGUUACCAGGGACAGCAGAGUGGAGGGCAGUAUGGUGGUGGGGGCCAGUAUGGGCAGCAGGGAGGGAGUAACCAGGGUUUCUACCGGUAG
Molecule: messenger RNA, 1038 nt
Organism: Dioszegia hungarica
Lineage: Eukaryota; Fungi; Basidiomycota; Tremellomycetes; Tremellales; Bulleribasidiaceae
Exons: 4
Coding region: 1-1038 (345 amino acids)
Molecular function (GO): protein binding
Source: RefSeq, a predicted model, not a curated record